Molecule: messenger RNA, 2045 nt
Organism: Cricetulus griseus (Chinese hamster)
Lineage: Eukaryota; Metazoa; Chordata; Mammalia; Rodentia; Cricetidae
Source: RefSeq, a predicted model, not a curated record
AUGUGUCCCCAUGCAUUUAGGCACCAUGGAGCCUGCUGCAGCCUCUCCCUGCACUGCAUUAAUUCCAACCUCUUAAUCUCCAUCCCAAAGCUGUUUAAGGCACCUGCCCUGCACUGCCAGGACCAAAGCUUGUUUAUCAGCCAAUCAAGUUCUUAUGCACGGUCACCUGACCCUAUUCUUUUUCUUACCCAUCUAGAGAGAAAACUCUUCCUUGAGUCUAUGGUUGCGUACCUCCUGGACACAAGGAGCACAGAGGCUCUGAAGUUCCUGCUGACUGAAGAGGAAGCCUGGAAACAGCUUGUGGAAGGAACUGGUUUGUCCAGAGAAGAGGAAAUUUCCUUGCAUGAAGCUCUUAGUGAUAUUUUUGCAGAUCCUGAUAUAGAAGAUGAAGACAUGCUCCAAAAUGACCUGCAGGAGAAGACAGAGAGGGAUGAGGAAGAAGCCUUGAGUGAAGCUCUUGGUGACACCAUAGUGAAUAGUGAUGUAGACGAUGAAUAUCAUCUCCAAAGAGAGCUUGAGGCGCAGAAGAGGUUUUUGGAUGUUUAUCCUCAGGUGAAACUGGAGCUUGAGCAGCACAUCAGGAAGCUCCAUGACCUUGCAGACAAGGUUGACAAGGUGCACAGGGACUGCACCAUCACACAAGUGGUGGCCAACUCCACCAGUGCUGUGUCUGAAGUCCUGAAAAUCCUUGGUUUUGCUCUCGCACCUGUGACACCAGGAGUCAGUCUGGGACUUUCAGCCACAGGCUUGGGUCUGGGAGCAGCAGCAGCUCUGACGAGUGUUUCCACAAGCAUUGUGGAAACAGCAAGCACAGCGUCAGCGGAAGCUGAAGCCAGCCAGCUGGGGCCAACCAACCAAGACACAGCGAACACCAUUAAAGAAGUUUUGGAGAAGAGCACCCCCGGGCUUGCUUCGGUAUAUGAGAAAUCCUUCCAGGACCUGGAAGUCUUCAAGAAGAACAUUGAUGCCAUCAAUCUGGUCAAAACCAACCCUCGCUUAGCUAAUAAUGCCAAGCGUCUCAUGACAACUGGGGCAGUGUCAGCCCGAAAAACAAGACAGGUGCAGAAAUCCUUUGGAGGCACUGCUCUGGCGAUGACCAGAAGAGCCCGGGUCAUGGGUGCAGCCAACUCAGGCCUCUCCCUUGUGAUGGAUGUGGUCAGCCUUGUGGAAGCCUCAAAGCAUUUGCAUGAGGGUGCAAAGGCAGAUUAUGCUGCUGAGCUGAGGAAGCAGGCUCGGGACCUGGAGCAGAAGUUGCAGGAUCUCAUCCAGGUCCAUGACAGCCUGACUCAGUAACCUCUUAGUGCAGCUCAGAGGACUGGGGGUGGGGGAUUACUGGACAGAGCCAUGCACACAUGAUAACUCCUGACUGUAUCCCCUCAACAGCAAUGCUAUUAUGGUGGCAGUGCCUGCUAGAGGGAGAGGCCACACUGAGAGAAUUGAAUCCGGAACAGGCUGUGACCCCCACCCUCACACACACACCUCACUAUACUACACCUCUUAGAUACAACAAUCUACAACAUCCCACAUAAGGACCAAGGUCCCAGUGUGGGGAGCACAUCCAAGUCAUGACUAUGCAACAGCAUGGCUACUCCUCAGUCAUGCCCCCACACUGCUCCUAGCUGAGGCUCACCCACUUUCCCACUGCUUUCUGGUGGUUUGCAUAGAGACUGUCUCCUCCUUCACAGUUUGGCCUAACUCUGUGUUUUCUCAAAUAUUUUCACAUCUUGCAAUCAGUCUCUGGAUGUGAACCCUAUUUCUUUGUGCAUGGUUUGUCCUGAGGUAGUGAUGGGAGCCCCGGGGGACAUGCAAAGAUGGUAGAAAUGAAAGAGUUCAUGGAACAUCGUCUGCACAGUCAUCACAGGUUUUUGUCCUACUUGGCAGCUGUGGAUGCUAUGAGGAAGGAGAGGUGACAGGAUAUGGCUGCUGAGUUCUGCUCUCUGCUACCAGACUCUUGGGGAAAUCUCAAGGUUUAAUUCCUAUUGAAGUUUAAAAUCUGCUCUACUUGCAUGAGAUUUGCUGACAUGCACAGGAAGGCUUCACUUGGU